Molecule: messenger RNA, 1397 nt
Organism: Podospora pseudocomata
Lineage: Eukaryota; Fungi; Ascomycota; Sordariomycetes; Sordariales; Podosporaceae
Exons: 2
Coding region: 315-1397 (360 amino acids)
Molecular function (GO): NAD binding; oxidoreductase activity, acting on the CH-OH group of donors, NAD or NADP as acceptor
Source: RefSeq, a predicted model, not a curated record
GUCUUCAGCCCCUAUCCUUGUCGCCCUGCUUGGAAGCUCCACUGGUCAGUGGGUAGCGUCCCGAUCCGCCUCCAGGUACCGGCAGGUUGGGACGCUGCGGGGUAAUUAGCGGCAUCAGCGGGGCCGGGAAUGACGGCAUCAUCAACGGUCCGGCCAUCGGAGCUUCGUUUGUUUUUGAGAUACAAGUGGAUUGGUAAUCCGGGAAACGGAAUCCUGGAUAACCCUUGAUCGUCUGAAUGAUAAAAACAUUUUCGGCAGCUUUUGUGUAGGCUUUGUACUUGUUCGCCAACAUCAGUCCAAUACCAAGCCUCACCAUGGCAUCAGGUCCCAUCAAGAUCGCAGUCCUCGACGACUACCAGGGUAUCUCUGAACCCAAGUACCAGAGACUUGACCCCUCAAAGUAUGAGGUGUCUUUCUUCAAAGACACUCUGCCCCCGUUCAAUCAUUCCGAUACCACCCAAGAUGUCAAGGACAAACUUGUCGCCAGACUCGAGCCUUUCACGGUGAUCUCUACCAUGAGGGAGCGUACUCCUUUCCCAAAGGAUUUGAUAGCCCGCCUCCCCAACCUGAAGCUCCUCUUGACUACCGGAAACCGCAACUUGGGGCUGGACCUGGAAGCCUUCAAAGAGCGGGGCAUCCCUGUUGCUGGUGCUGUCGACAGAGCUCAUGCAGGGUCGGUAGGUUCUAUCAGCACAACGGAGCACUGUGUCGCCAUGAUCCUUGCUGCGGCUCGCAACAUUGCGCAAGACGAUUUCUCGGUCAAAGCUGGUGGCUGGCAAACAGUUCCUGCCGUCUGUCUUCGCGGCAAGAUCUUUGGCACCGUCGGUCUCGGGCGGUUGGGCAUUGCUGUUGCAAAGAUCAUGUACCUGGCCUUCGGGAUGCGCAUCAUCGCCUGGAGCUCCAACCUGACACAAGAUGCUGCCGAUGAGAAGGCUCGGGCUGCCGGAUUUCCCGUCGAAAAUGCACACGGAGAGAAGACCUUCAAGGUUGUCAGCAAGGAAGAGCUUUUCAAGACGGCAGAUGUGGUCAGCAUUCACCUUGUUCUCUCGGAUCGGUCCAGGGGCAGCAUCGCUGCUGCUGACCUCGCUCUGAUGAAGCCCUCUGCCAUCUUUGUGAACACGUCUCGGGGACCUCUUGUUGUGGAGAAGGAUCUUCAGGAUGCGCUAGAGCAAGGCAAGAUCCGCGCAGCAGCUCUCGAUGUAUUUGAAAGAGAGCCUCUGCCGCUGGACAGCAGGUGGAGGACAACAAAGUGGGGACAAGAUGGAAGGAGUCGCGUGUUGCUCACGCCUCAUAUGGGCUAUGUGGAAGAAGCGACACUCGAUGCCUGGUAUGAGGAGCAGGUAGCAAAUCUGCUGAGGUGGGAGAAGAAUGAAGGUCUUACAACCCCAUUGUAUUAG